This is a messenger RNA of Ectocarpus sp. CCAP 1310/34, 1176 nucleotides long. The record is from the annotation of a GenBank genome assembly. Lineage: Eukaryota; Phaeophyceae; Ectocarpales; Ectocarpaceae.
UCGCCCGAGGUCUACCACGCAGACCGCACCAUGGCCACCAUUGUCAUGCACUACAUCGGGGUGCCAAUUGGCCUGCUUGGUGAUCGUAACCCCGGAGUGCCGCUCUUUGGCUCGGCGGCCGGCUGUGCAACGACGCAACCCCCCCCCGGCACCGCGUCCUGCUUCGUAGAGCCGCCGCACAUCAUCCUGCGGCUCGGGCUCAUCCAAGGCCUCCGGUACAGCACCCUCGCGGAGGACAUGGGCACAUACCUCGCAAGAACGCUGUUCUUGAGCUCCUCAUUGUACCUCACGGGGUCCCAGAUGAAGGAAGAGAUUGGCCGCUGGGCCAGCAACUGGCCGAUGUGCGAGCUCACAGAGCAGGUGGGGAAGGCCGAGGUUGUUUUCUCCGACCCUUACAUGGAGUCCGACAUGAACCGUUGGACUAGUCCGGAGCUCGACGAGGCUGCCGCAGCCCUUAGGGCGGACGUCCCCCUGCGGCUCCACGCUUCCAGGCUCAAACAGAAGUUCAUGACCAGCUGCGAGGCCCUUAUUCACGCGGAUCUGCACACGGGUUCCGUGAUGGCCAUGGAAGGAUCAACACAGGUGAUCGAUCCCGAGUUCGCGUUCUACGGGCCGAUGGGCUUCGACCUGGGCGCCCUUAUCGCGAACCUCCUCCUGGCCUACUGCGCGGUGCCCGGUAAUGGGCAGGGGGGGGACUACGCAGAGUGGCUGCUCGAGCAGGUGUCGACGAUAUGGACGAGCUUCAAGGUGGUAUUCCUGGAGCUGUGGAGCGACGAGGAGUUGCACAAGGGACAGGCGUACCUGCGGGCCAUGUACCCGGACCCAAAGGGCCUCGAGGAUGCCCAGGCGCAGUACAUGCAGAUGCUGUGGCAGGACACGCUCGGCUUCGCAGGGAUGAAGAUGAUUCGACGCGUGGUGGGCAUCUCCCACGUCGAAGACCUCGACGGCAUCAAGGACAGAGCCGCCCGCGCGCAGUGCGAGUCCCACGCCCUCGCCCUCGGGAAACGCCUCGUCAUGGCCUCGAAGCCCCUCGAUGGGAGUUCCGACGGCGUCAUCGCCGAGGCCAAAGACGUGUUCGUCUUGGCGAGAUCGCUUGGUGGAGGCGGUGGAUCGUGAUGAUGCAGGUCGCGUUCUGCGGUGGUAUCGGGGCGUAGCGGGAGUUGCGGGUACCGACGU